Molecule: messenger RNA, 1301 nt
Organism: Tachysurus fulvidraco (yellow catfish)
Lineage: Eukaryota; Metazoa; Chordata; Actinopteri; Siluriformes; Bagridae
Gene: kdelr3
Product: KDEL endoplasmic reticulum protein retention receptor 3
Exons: 5
Coding region: 288-935 (215 amino acids)
Biological process (GO): endoplasmic reticulum to Golgi vesicle-mediated transport; protein retention in ER lumen
Cellular component (GO): membrane; cis-Golgi network; endoplasmic reticulum
Molecular function (GO): ER lumen protein retrieval receptor activity
Source: RefSeq, a predicted model, not a curated record
GGGAGGGGGUUCCGUGAGCCACGUCACCUACCGACUGCACGCGCAGGCAGGCAGGCAGACCGAGAGGAACGCGCUCGCGCACAGCAGACCGUUGACUUGGCGUGAUUAAUGACAUAUCAGUAACAGAACAGCGGGUAUAAGGAGCUUCAGUACCGCGACAUUACACCGGAGUGACGACAGCAGAGCACGUUAUCGGUAAUCUGUGCUCGCGCACAACAACAUCACAGCUUAUUUACUAAACUUCAUUAUUGUUUAUUUCCGGGGUUACUGCUUAUUAACGCGCGAGGAUGAACGUGUUCCGUCUGGCCGGUGACGUGUCGCAUCUGCUCGCCAUCAUCAUCCUCUUCAUGAAGAUCUGGAGGUCCAAAUCAUGCGCAGGUAUCUCUGGGAAGUCACAAAUGCUCUUUGCAUUGGUCUUCACCACUAGAUAUCUGGACCUUUUCACUGUAUUCAUCUCCCCGUACAACACCAUCAUGAAGGUAGUGUUCCUGGCCCUGGCCUAUGCAACAGUGUACCUGAUCUACAUGCGCUUCAGGAACUCCUAUGACAGUGAGAACGACUCGUUCCGUGUGGAGUUUUUAUUAGUUCCUGUUGCUGGGCUGUCCUUCCUUGAGAACUACGCCUUCACCCCACUGGAGGUCCUGUGGACGUUCUCCAUCUACCUGGAGUCGGUGGCCAUCCUACCUCAGCUCUUCAUGAUCACUAAGACGGGCGAGGCCGAGUCCAUCACCACACAUUACCUGUUCUUUUUAGGACUGUACCGUGUCCUGUAUCUGGCUAACUGGGUGUGGCGCUACCACACAGAGGGCUUCUUCGACCAGAUCGCCGUCGUCUCUGGAGUUGUGCAGACCAUCUUCUACUGCGACUUCUUCUACCUGUACUUCACCCGAGUGAUAAGGGGAAGUGGGAAGAUGUCUCUGCCAAUGCCAGUGUGAUGAUGCGUCUUGGCUCCGCCCCUUGUGUGUUUAUUUCAGUGUUCACACUCCACCAACUUCAUUUCAUUUUGCAUUUAUAAGGAACAUUUAAUAGUAACUAUAAAUCCUGCCCUAAAGGAUCAGACACCAAGUUUGAGGAAAAACAGAAAUGUGCCUUAAUGUACAGACUUAUGUCUUUUUUUAAUAUCUAUAAAUGCCUUAUUUUUACUCCUCAAGAAAAGCACACAUGCAUAUGUCUUCUUCCUGUGUGUGUGUGUGAGAGAGAGUGUGAGAGUGAGUGUGUAUGUGUGUGUGAGAGAGAGUGUGUGAGAGUGUGUGUGAGAGAGAGUGUGUGAGAGUGUGUGAGAGUGAGAGUGUGUGAGAGUG